UCAGAAAACUUCAGUUGAAAUUUGGUACUGGUGAUCUUGAAAUUAUUUGCUCCUAAUAGUGUUUAGUCAGCAUUAAGCGCAAGGACGGUUAGGAUUAACGUGAUUUAUUGUGUUAAGAACUAAAUAUAAAUACAAAAAAAUAUAUUUCUUCGGCCAGUAGGUUUCAAAUUAUCGUCUGAUGCAAAUGGCUGAUCCUGGCGAGUGUGAAGUGUGUUCUUUAGCGUAUACGACUUUGAGUUCUCAAAAUGAUUGUGCUGUUAAAGGGUCAUCUUUGUUAAAAUAUUCUCAAUUCACAAUUGUGCAUUUGUUGAUGAAAGAAUUGAACUUUUGCGCUCACGAUCCAAUUUUCGUGCCUCCGUGGUAGUAUUGUGAGCUACCUAGAAACGUUCAAUUUUAUUUUUUUGGUUCACGGGAUUGUGUACCUAAUUGUUCUGUGUUUGAGCUCUAUUUCUGGAGCAGGGUUUGAAAAGACUUAGAAAUAAUUUAUUAAGUGAAGCAAAUUUACUUUCAACAUGUCUAUUUUGCCCUUGCAGAGAUCUUAUAAGUACAUAAUGUAUGCCACUAAGCAACCAUCUUUGAGGAUCAAGCAAGCUGAUCUAAAGUGCAAAACUGGAUGUGGGUUUUAUGGGAAUGCAGACUGGAAUGGAUACUGUUCAAAAUGCUACUUCUACAGCCACAAUCAAAUGGAACAGGAGAGGCAGAAAAAGUCUCGUCAUUCAGCUCAUCCUGGCGUGCACCUGGGUGAAUCCUCAAAAAGCCCAGUAUCAGGAUUCACAAAGUUUGAAGAAAAGAAAAAGCAGCAAACAGAUAAGAAGACGAAAUAUUUGAAAAGUUUGCCAGUGUUUAGGAAAACGUCCAGUGCUAAAGAAUCUGGGAAACCCGAUAAGUACGCUAAUGUAAGGCAGACUAAUCCGGAUGCAGAUAAGCUAAUGGCGGAGUUUCUGGGCCAAUAUGGAUUUCUCGGUGACGACAUCCGUAAAGAUUUUAUAAAAUGCAUCCAAGUUUUCACCUCAAAGCUUCUAAAUGAAAUGGAGUCCAAACCGAUCGACGAACUGGCUGAGAUGGCCCAGAAAUACUACAAUUGGUACAAUGGACGAAUUAACUCCCACGCGGUUUAUGCAGAAGUCGAUCCAGAAGUUAAAACAGACCUGGAAGGUUUAUUUGAAAAGCAUAGCAUGGUUACUUUAUACACAUGGUUGUUCUGUCCAUCAUUUACCAACGACGAAGAGAAAGACCUAUCCAUUCAAGAUCGAAUAAGGAAACUAACGUGGGUAAAUGCUCAUCAUUUGGAUUGCUGCAUCAGUGAAACGAGCCUGGAAGUGCGAGAUCUCGUUUAUACUGCCAUCACCGAUUUGCUAGGAAUGGACUCGGUGAACGCUCCACAAGAAAAGCUGCAAUGUGUUGUGAAGUGUUGCCGAAGCGUCGUAGAAGUUUUACAGCACUGCCAAGGAGGGCCAGUGAGUGCAGACGAGUUUCUCCCCGCUUUAAUUUUUGUGGUUCUAAAAGCGAACCCGGCCAGGUUGAAAAGCAAUAUUCUUUAUGUCACCCGAUUUUGUAAGGACUCGAAACUUAUGCAAGGCGAAGCAGGAUAUUACUUUACUAACUUGUGUUGUGCAGUUUCCUUCAUUGAAAAUCUGACCGCUGAAUCGUUGAAUAUGACGGAGAAGGAAUUUGAGGAUUACAUGACUGGCAAAGUGGUUACAGUCAGCGCAUGGGAAUCUGCGUUGGUGGCUUGUGAAGGUAUGCAUCAACUGUGUGAACAUCUUGCGCAAUUAAAAAUCUUGAAAGAUCGCAACUUGAAGAUCCAAGAGGACAAAACCAAUUUAAUGGAAAGCAUGAAGUUGCUCAAAGAAAAAAUUACUACCGAGGUCUCGUCGGUCCUAGAACGAACACCUUUCAUAGUUAAACCAAGAAAACUUCCCAUUCCACUGGCAGAGUCUAAACCCAGCACUGGAUCUCUGAUGGCCAAUGUAGCGCUUGCAAUAGAAAGCUCUGCUCAAAAUUUACAAAAAGAUAAAUUAAACUUGGAUAUUACUAAUUGCAUAACAUUGACGUCACAAGAAGAACUUUCGUCUAUCACCCCCGGAAUGGAUCGUCUUAGUCCAUUCAAUGAUAAUCAAAGCUUGGACGGCAUAACUCCAGAUGACAACAGUUUCCUUGGUCUAUCAAAAGUGAACUAUGACAUAGAUUAUUCGGAUUUCAGUGCAGAUAACAGCAUGGCUGACGCCCUAACUCCCGAAAAAAGAUGUUCUCCAACACCGAGUUUCACUCUUGAUCCCUUCAGCCCCAUUGGAUUAUCUUGUCCUGUAACUCAAGAACCCUUGAUCCCAUCGAGCGUACCAUUGCAAAUUUCUGUUCAAAAAGAAGUGGUUAAACCUAAAGAUGACUUUGUUUUGCCAUUUUUGGAGGACCCGCCGGUAAAUCACCCGCAGGAGACACUUCUUGAUAAAAUUGAGUCAACCCCUACGAUUCAUUUGCCUCCGCCGCUAAAUCCCACCAAGCCAGAAUACACGGGAUUUUCGAAGCAAGGCUCAAAAAUCCCAAGUAUUCCCUGUAAUACUGGCGAUUUUCAUUCGUUGGAAUGUGAACCGUCCACUUCCAAUCGUGAUUAGGUUGUUUAGAUUUUGAUAUAGAAUUAGAUGAUAUUUUUUGUUGAGUAUUAUUUAUGAAUUGUACUGCGUUUAAUGUGUUAAUAAAAUUAGUAGAUGCAAAUUAUAUUAAUUUUUUUGUAAACUAUAUUCUCAGUAUAUUAUAUUGUAAGCACAA
Molecule: messenger RNA, 2766 nt
Organism: Dendroctonus ponderosae (mountain pine beetle)
Lineage: Eukaryota; Metazoa; Arthropoda; Insecta; Coleoptera; Curculionidae
Gene: Rabex-5
Product: rab5 GDP/GTP exchange factor
Exons: 8
Coding region: 513-2612 (699 amino acids)
Biological process (GO): vesicle-mediated transport
Cellular component (GO): cytosol; endocytic vesicle
Molecular function (GO): guanyl-nucleotide exchange factor activity; DNA binding; zinc ion binding
Source: RefSeq, a predicted model, not a curated record